Limulus polyphemus (Atlantic horseshoe crab) is the source of this 2834-nucleotide messenger RNA. RefSeq lists its product as uncharacterized. Bases 1 to 1158 code for a protein of 385 amino acids. The record is from RefSeq and is a predicted model, not a curated record. NCBI's taxonomy places the organism in Eukaryota, Metazoa, Arthropoda, Merostomata, Xiphosura, Limulidae. The transcript is spliced from 5 exons.
AUGAAACAGAUAGCCCUUUCGAAACUUGAAACUGUUCGUAAGUUAAGUGGGUACCUCUUAAAAAGUUCUCUUGACCAGGACGUUCCAGAGUCCGUAAGGAGCAAGCUAUCCAGGUGUGACUCAGAUGAAUGGCUGGUUUCAGGGAUUGAACUAGAUAGUGAGACCUCUAAACCACUUCUGCUAGAUAGCUCACCAUUCAUCAGAUCCAAGUGUUCAUUCUAUGGAAAAUCAAGGCUGAGAAAAGUAAGCCCUAAUUACGAGGGUAAUAUUCAGGGCCUGGAACAUGAAGGUAAUAUAAAAACCAAUGAACAACAGCUUAGUCAUGAGAGUAUUGAUGAUGCUUCUAAUCACAGAGUAUCUGAAAUACCUUUCAGUCAUCCUUAUGGACUUGCCACACACCUUAACUCCACUCCACCUCGUAAAAAUUCUCCUGUUGUUUACUCUUCAACUCCAAGAAUUUAUAUGAAUGGAAAAUCUGCAGGCCAGCCUUCCUCCCGAAUCAGUGGAGAAGAAGCUACAGUUACUAGUCAAGACAAACCUGGAACUAACAUAUAUUUAACAGCACCAACAGUCAAUGUUGCCGGACAGAAUGUUCUCACAUCAGCAGUCAGUGCCCAACAUCCAGCUGUAGACUCUUGUGGCUCGCAUUUAGAGAAACAAACCAGAGAAUCGAAGAACACACAGCAGCAAAAGGAAAGACUUCCAGAUGAUGAACUCCUAACCUUAAAUGCUAUAAAUUCUAGUUCUAAAAACAGAGAGAUCUUAGGGCUGUCUGUUUUAGAUAAAAGUAUCAAUCUACCCCGUAGUCGUUACUCUUUAGCCUGUCUUCCUAUUUCUGUGGCAGAAAGGAGACCUCGAACACGUUCCCUAUCUAAAGAAGAACCAUACAAUAUUUUGGAUCGUGAUAAAACUACAGCAUUUGGUAAAGUAUCACAGCAACAGUUUGACGUCUCAUCCCAAAGACGACAUGUUAACACCUUGUCUGUUUCAAAUAAAAGCUCACAAACUCCAGCAGUUCCCUUGUUCUCUUCAUCACUCAGGACAGUAAACCCAAAAGUUAGAUCAUCCAAAAACUCACGCUAUGAAAAUACAGCAGACUUUCGAGGGACGAAGACACGGAGAGAAAGUAGUCCCUGCAGUCAACUACACUUUGUCUGAGCAUCAGUCUGUGAAUCAUAGUGCUACAUUUUGUAAUAAACUCUGCUCUUUAUUUUAGCCCCCCAGUGAUACAGCGGUACGUCUGCGGACUUACAACGCUAGAGUCCGGGUUUCUCAGUUGACAAUGAUCCCGAAGAACAAUAAAUUACAGAAAAUCUGGAUCGUUGUUUUUCAAGUCCAGACCUUGUAUAUUUUUAACGUAUUAUUGCUAGAAUUAUGAAGACUCCAAUUAACUUUCCUCGUUUCAUAAGAACAAAAAAUGUUUAUACAGUAAUAAGAAAGAAUAUCGCUGUACACGUUUUGGUAUCACACCAGUUGUGUAAUCUCUUCUGUAUCAGUCGAAAGUGUGUGAAGUUUUAUCUUGAAACAUAAACGAUAUAUGUAUAUAUUUUUAAAAUGAUGAUUUGCCCAUGGAAAAAUCAAACCUUUUGUGUAUUAUAAAUCAAGCAAAUGAUUUCACCGUGUCACAUUUAAAGACAGGUUUUAUUCAUCGUAGUAACAGGUGUUAAAUGUUUUUUUGUUUCAAGUAUGUCUUAUUAUACUGUAAAUAAAAAUAUUUUUACUUUACAUGUGACAUCAUUUUAUAGUGUUAAUAUUGUAUGCUCCGGAAUAAAAGUACAUUCCAAUUCAUUUAUAAUGAAUACAUACAAUCAUAUAUCAGACUUGUAUCUGUGAAGAUGUAUGCUUGUUUUUACAAAAUAGAUAGUAGUAUAUCUUAAACUGUUAUCAAUUAUUUCACCAUCUCUCUUUAAACUGUGCUACUAGUUACAAUUGGCAUUUCAAUAUUUUCUAUCGGCUUUGGCCGAACUGAUGAGAAUCCUGGUAUAGGUAAGUCUAACAAUAGGUAUGUUCACAGUGCUCAGGCCUAACGUCACAGUAUUUUGGUAUGUGUUAGGCUUAACAAUAUGUUUUAUUUUAUUACUUGGCCUAAGGUCAAGUUACUGUGGUAAGUGUUAGGUUUAACAAGCUGUUUUAUUAUAUUGCUUACGCCUAAGUUUAAAUUGCUACGGUUAAGUUUUAGGUCUAACAAAACAUUUUAUCAUAUUUGUUAGACCUAAAGUCAUGUUACUGUGGUAUUAGGUUUGACAAUGUAUUUUUUUUUAUAUUUCUCGCCUAAGUUUAUGUUACUGUGGUAAGUAUUAGGUAUGACAUUGUUUAGGCUUAAUGCCACAUUACUAUAGUGAGUGUUCAAAGCACAAUUCAUAACCCACGAGAACAACAGAUGAUAGAUUAUGCGAUUUUAGAACCAUUAUAACUGUGAACAAUUAACUUGAUGUAUUUUACAUUAUCAAUAUUUUUUCAUCAUCGACUGUAUUCUAUUUUGUAUAUAUAUUUGCUCCUGAAAUAUUGAGAAUUUGACAGAUUAACUGUCUGGUUUACGGCACUAAUCUGCAUGACACUGGUUGCUAUAUUUUAACUAAUUAAAUAUGAAAAUCUCUAAACAAUUCUCGACUUACGAACCUUAAUAGAGAACUUUCUUUGGGCCUAAGUGCUGUUAACCACUGUAUUUAAACUAGUAUAUUCUUUAUAUGCGUAUAUGUUUGGAAGCAUAAUUUUAACACAAACCACGAUAAUAAUUGUGUAAAGCUGUAGCACACACAAAAAAAUAUUUUGAGUGAUAUCGUUGUCCUUGUUAACAAAAUGUAUGUUACUCAAAAUAAAUAGUUUUAAUAAUA